AUGAUCUUAAAAAUGGCUACUCAAUCUACCAAACCACUUAUCGCCGAAACUGUUCGUUCAGUCUCCAGUACUACUGGUGCUGCUGCCGCUACUGCUAGUGCUGUCAGCUCUGCUCUCAAGCCAGACAUUCCAAACCCAAAUCCAUUCCCCUCGUUUUUCUUCUCACAUGGAGGUCCUACCUUUAUGUAUGAAAAUGACAAAGGUGCUUUCAAGACAGUCAAGAGAUUGGGAAAGAAAAUAAAAAAUGUAUGGAAGCCAGACUACAUCGUUGUGGUUUCUGCACAUUGGCAACUGACAGGCUCUAAGGCUAUCGAGAUUGCCAUUCCACCCGCCAGAAAUGGAGGAGACUUGGAGGAGAACGCCUUGGUUUACGACUUCUAUGGGUUCCCUCGCCACAUGUACAAGGAGCAAUUUCGUACCAUGAACUCCAGAUUCGUUUCAGGUGAGAUCCGUGACCGUUUGAAGAAGAACGGAUUCCAUGCUGACCUUACCAAGAGAGGAAUCGACCAUGGAGUUUGGGUACCAUUUAAGGUUGCCUUUUCCGAUUACAACACGUUGAAGCCAGCUCCAGAAGGCGUAGAUGUUGGACUAGAUUUGCCAGAAACCUCGCUUGUGCAAGUGUCGUUGACUGGAAACGAAAAAGACUUCGAUACCCACUACAAGUUGGGUGAAGUGUUGAGCUACUACAGAGACAACUUGAUCUGGGACCCCGUGAGAGAGAAGUAUUUGAAAGGAAUGGUGAUUGUGUCGGGAAUGUCUGUUCACAACUUGAGAGAUUUAGGCAGAGCCAUGUCAUACGGCAAGCCUAUGCCAUAUGCUGCAACUUUCAACAAGUUGCUCACAAAGACAAUGGUUAACACUCCCGAUUUGUUGGACAACUUGAACAAGAUCAAGACAGAGAACGGCUCGUUGCUUUUCCAGGCACACCCAACUUUGGAGCAUUUCGUUCCAAUCGUUGUUGGUGGAGGACUUCUCAAAGACCAUCCCGAUCAGCAGAUCAAGGAAGUAUUCAAUUCAGAGGAGCUUUCCUUGGGAUGGGGAAUCUAUCAAUUCGGAGAGGAUCCUAAGCUUUGA
Sungouiella intermedia is the source of this 1074-nucleotide messenger RNA. Lineage: Eukaryota; Fungi; Ascomycota; Pichiomycetes; Serinales; Metschnikowiaceae. The record is from the annotation of a GenBank genome assembly.